Helianthus annuus (common sunflower) is the source of this 1150-nucleotide messenger RNA. RefSeq names its product salutaridine reductase. Lineage: Eukaryota; Viridiplantae; Streptophyta; Magnoliopsida; Asterales; Asteraceae. Bases 150 to 1046 code for a protein of 298 amino acids. Gene Ontology annotation, molecular function: oxidoreductase activity, acting on the CH-OH group of donors, NAD or NADP as acceptor. Gene Ontology annotation, cellular component: membrane. The transcript is spliced from 5 exons. The record is from RefSeq and is a predicted model, not a curated record.
GAGUGGUUCAAUCGGGAAAAAAAAAAAAGAAAAACUCAACCAAUUAAACUGAGUUAUUAUUCAUAAAGAAUAUGUAUUUUAUAUACAGUAUAAAAUAACAAAUCAAACAAGUUAGAUUACUCUGACGAACAGCCGUUGAAAUCAAGAAAAUGGUAUCAAAAAGGAUUGCUGUUGUUACCGGUGGAAACAAAGGCGUUGGUUUAGAAGUAUGCAGGCAGUUGGCCGAUCAAGUGGUGGUGGUGUUGACUUCAAGAGACGAGAAGAGAGGUGUAGACGCAGUCUCCAAGCUACACUUUUCCGGUUUACCAGAUGUCAUUUUCCAUCAAUUAGAUGUUACCGAUCCUGCCAGUAUCACUUCCUUGGCGAAUUUUAUUGAUGCUCGCUUCGGGAAACUUGAUAUAUUGGUAAAUAAUGCAGGAGUCUCUAGCACUAUUGUGGAUGAGGAGUCGUUUCUGAGUUUAGACCUUGAGUUUCCAAGUGCGUUGAUUGAAGAAAAGGCCAAGGGAUCCAAGAAAGUUGUAACACAAACCUUUGAAGGAGCUCGAAAGUGUAUGGAAACCAAUUAUUAUGGAGCUAAACAUGUCACUCAAGCUUUACUACCACUACUUCUUAAAUCUACCUCACCAAGAAUAGUCAAUGUCUCAUCCAAAUUGGGGCAAUUAGUGAAUGUGCAAGACGUAAGUGCUAGAAUGAUUCUGAGUGAUUAUGAUGGACUCACAGAGGAACGUGUGGACGAGGUUGUGUGUGAGUAUAUGAAAGAUGCCAAAGAUCAGGAAUUCUUGGUAAAGAAAGGGUGGACUAGUAAUCUUUCUGGUUAUAUAGUCUCGAAAGCGUCUCUUAAUGCCUACACAAGGAUCGUGGCCAAGAGAUUUCCCUCUAUUUGUGUAAAUGCAGUUAGUCCUGGUUUAGUUGCAACAGAUAUGACAUUUUUUAGAGGAACUUUCACUGCUGAAGAAGGUGCUAAAGGGCCAGUGCGCCUAGCAUUGAUCCCUAAUGGUGGGCCCUCGGGUCAAUACUUUUGGAUGAUGCAUGACUCGACAUUUUAGUAUCAAGAACAAUUGAAAGUUGUUAUGUCAUGUUGCCCAGAAUCUUCUUAACGAACAAUGAAAAACACAAUGAACGAAUAAACUAACCUUGAUUUCUGAAUGAA